ACGCACAAGACACACUCUAGCCCAAAUAGCAAGCAAACUCUUGCUUUUCCUAUCUUCUUCCUCUUCCUUUUGAUUUUGUCUUCCUCUCUGCAAUGGCGAGAUCAGGGCCUACGAAUCUCAUCGGCUCUAUGGACGAAAUACAAAGAAUAUUCAACAAGUUCGACAAAAACGGCGAUGGAAAGAUCUCGUCCUCAGAGGUUAUAGACAGCCUAGGUGAGCUCGGCACCACAAUAUCAACCGAGGAGGUCCGCUGCAUGAUGCAGGAGUUUGACAAGGACGGGGACGGCUACAUUGACCUCGAUGAGUUUGUCGACUUCAUCCAGAGAGGAGGAACGGACUGCGACGCCGAUGGAAAGACGCAGAGCGGCGAUGGGAACAAGGAGCUGAAGGACGCUUUUGAUUUGUACGAUAUUGACAAAAACGGAUUGAUUUCGGCGAAUGAAUUGCACAAGGUUAUGAGGAUGAUUGGGCUUAAAUGCACGUUGGGCGAUUGUACUAAGAUGAUUCGUCAGGUCGACCAAGACGGCGACGGCAAUGUCAAUUUCGAGGAGUUCAAGAAGAUGAUGACUAACGGAUUACUGUAAGGUACUAAAGAUUAAAACAACGGUUAUUUGGCUUAAUUUGCAUGUGUAGAUACGGCUUUAUUUUGGACCGUUUUAUGGUAGUUCCAGUAUUUUUUCUGCCUUGAAUUCGGGAAAAAACAUGGCAGAAAUAUUAGGGAAAUUAGGAGUAGGAAAAGAACUUGAUUUCCGUACGUAACUGUCGAUACUAUUUCCUUUCUUAUGGACAAUGAAUUUAAUAAUUAUUUAGUUAAA
Manihot esculenta (cassava) is the source of this 815-nucleotide messenger RNA. Its product is annotated as probable calcium-binding protein CML23. NCBI's taxonomy places the organism in Eukaryota, Viridiplantae, Streptophyta, Magnoliopsida, Malpighiales, Euphorbiaceae. The record is from RefSeq and is a predicted model, not a curated record. The coding region runs from base 93 to 584 and encodes 163 amino acids. The transcript has a single exon. Gene Ontology annotation, molecular function: calcium ion binding.